Olea europaea var. sylvestris is the source of this 803-nucleotide messenger RNA. Its product is annotated as transcription factor MYB98-like. Gene Ontology annotation, cellular component: nucleus. Gene Ontology annotation, molecular function: RNA polymerase II cis-regulatory region sequence-specific DNA binding; DNA-binding transcription factor activity, RNA polymerase II-specific. Gene Ontology annotation, biological process: regulation of DNA-templated transcription. Bases 1 to 501 code for a protein of 166 amino acids. The record is from RefSeq and is a predicted model, not a curated record. The transcript has 2 exons. NCBI's taxonomy places the organism in Eukaryota, Viridiplantae, Streptophyta, Magnoliopsida, Lamiales, Oleaceae.
AUGUUUUUCGUGUUCAUUGAGUUUUGUUCAAAUUUUUGGAUAAUUUUCAGAGUUUUGAUUCAUCUGGUGGAAAAAUUCGGGCAGCGAAAAUGGUCGCAUAUCGCACAAAUGCUGAAGGGGAGAAUUGGGAAGCAGUGCAGAGAAAGAUGGCACAACCAUCUCAGGCCAGACAUUAAGAAGGAUGUAUGGAGUGAGGAAGAAGAUAAAAUUCUCAUUGAGGCUCAUGCAAAAGUGGGAAAUAAAUGGUCAGAAAUAGCAAAAAAACUCCCUAGAAGAACGGAAAAUUCCAUCAAGAAUCACUGGAAUGCUACCAAAAGAAGGCAAUUUUCCAAGCGAAAACCCCGAACCAAAUGGCCAAGACCAAGUACUCUCUUGCAGGAUUAUAUUCAGAGCCUAAACCUAGGAAAAGGUGACAGCAGAAGAAAUGCACAGCCUCCAGAUGCUCAUCCUGGAAUUCUUAUCAAUAAUUCAUUCCCAGAUGUGAAAAUAAUCCAGGGUUGAUCGAGUUUUCCCCUGGAGACCAUUUGGUGCCAUGUUGUAACUUUGAUCAGGACCUGGAUUUCGUCUUGGACGAUGAAAUCAGCAUGGAUGAUUUGCCAUUUCAUAUGCCUCGAUUGACUUAGUGUCAAGUGCAGAUGGAGCAAGGUUUUGUGUUGUGUUUAUAUAAUUUCGUCUCUGUGCAACCUGAUUCUGAUGAUGUCCUAGAUUUCUUAAUGGAUUUCAAAUGCCUCCAGUAUCAACUACAGGAGAAUUAAAAAUUUGUGUACUUUUCUAUAUAAGUUUUAUAUGCAUAUAUUUGUGCG